ACAAACAUGGAAAUCACAAGCUACUCAUUUUCAUGGGUUUUCUUUUCCUUGUUAUUAUCUUUAAUCCUUUAUACUAUUUUCUUGAACUAUAAUAGCCAAAGUAAAAGAAAACUCCCACCAGGCAAAAUGGGAUUUCCUUGGAUUGGAGAAACAAUGGAGUUUUUCAAAUCACAACGCAAGAACCGAUUGUUCGAGGACUUUGUCGAGCCUCGGAUUACAAAAUAUGGCAAAAUAUUCAAAACAAGGCUAAUGGGUUGGCCAACAAUUGUAGUAAAUGGCGCUGAAGCUAACAAGUUUUUCUUGGCCAAUGAAUUCAAGGUCGUAGUAAGUUCAUGGCCAAGCACUUCAGUUGAACUAAUGGGUAAGAACUCCAUCAUGGAAAAACAAGGAGAUAGGCAUCGAUGUCUACGUGGGUUCAUAGCCUCUAGCCUUAACAGUGCAGGGCUAGAGGCUUUAGUCCCAAAAAUAUGCAAUUCAGUCGAGUUGCACUUACAGAAAUAUUGGAACAAUAACAAGAAUAGCAUAAACACGAUCAGUCUCUACAAUUCUACCAAAGUUUUGACAUUUACUAUAGUUUUUGAGUGCUUGUUAGGUAUAAAAGCUAACUCUGGAAUUUUCACUACUUUUGAGAAAAUUUUGGAUGGUGUUUUUGCACUGGCGUUGUCAUUUCCUGGGUUUAGGUUUUAUAAAGCGAAGAAGGCAAGAAAGGCAGUAGAGAAGUUUUUGGUUGAAGUAGUAAGAGAGAAGAGGAAGAAAAUGGAAGAAGGGUUGGAAAAAGAAGAAGAGGGAAUGUUACUCGAUCAAUUGCUUAGAGGGAUGAUUCGUGGAGAGAUUAGUGAAGAAGAAGUUAUUGAUAAUGUCGUUUUGUUAGUUUUUGCAGCUCAUGAUACAACCUCCUUUGCCAUUGCUAUGACAUUCAAGAUGUUGGCCCAGCAUCCACACUCUCUUUCUCUCCUCCUCCAAGAGCACAUUGAGAUAAUGAAGCAAAAAAAACCUCUCGAGAGAAUAACAUUAGAAGACACAAAAAAGAUGAAGUAUACAUGGCAAGUAGCACGUGAAAGCAUGAGACUUUUCCCUCCCAUUUUUGGCUCCUUCAGAAAAGCAAUUACAGACAUUAACUAUGGAGGUUUUACAAUUCCCAGAGGAUGGAAAGUGUUAUGGACAACACAUGGGACACACUACAACCAACAGUAUUUUGAGGAUCCACUGAGUUUCAAUCCAAGUAGAUUUGAAGAGGAAAUUCCACCUUAUGUCUAUCUUCCUUUCGGAGGAGGACCAAGACUUUGUGCAGGAUACCAAUUGGCUAAGCUUAAUAUCCUAAUUUUUGUGCAUUAUGCGGUAACUGGUUAUGAAUGGUCAUUAAUAUACCCUGAUGAGCAAAUUACUAUGGAUCCUCUUCCAUUCCCUGCACAUGGAAUGCCUAUCAGAGUUUCUUCCAAGUAUAGAGAGAGAUGUGAUUAAUUUACCAAGAAUUUAUGUUAUUAAAAUGAUUUAUUUUAAUAUAAACUUCAUGUUUGUAGUAGGAACUAUUUAUUUUCAUAAGUAACGACUUUUAUUUAUUUAUUUAUUUGUAUAAUUGCUUUCAUAAUAGUGGGAACAAAUUGAUAUAAUACUUUUUCUAAUAAAAAAAAAAUGAUAAUAAUGUUUUAC
Jatropha curcas is the source of this 1650-nucleotide messenger RNA. RefSeq names its product cytochrome P450, family 718 (gene CYP718). Gene Ontology annotation, molecular function: oxidoreductase activity, acting on paired donors, with incorporation or reduction of molecular oxygen; iron ion binding; monooxygenase activity. Gene Ontology annotation, biological process: sterol metabolic process. NCBI's taxonomy places the organism in Eukaryota, Viridiplantae, Streptophyta, Magnoliopsida, Malpighiales, Euphorbiaceae. The record is from RefSeq and is a predicted model, not a curated record.